Molecule: messenger RNA, 1986 nt
Organism: Colletotrichum destructivum
Lineage: Eukaryota; Fungi; Ascomycota; Sordariomycetes; Glomerellales; Glomerellaceae
Product: Putative Zinc finger C2H2-type
Exons: 1
Coding region: 263-1162 (299 amino acids)
Biological process (GO): regulation of transcription by RNA polymerase II
Cellular component (GO): PcG protein complex; chromatin; transcription regulator complex
Molecular function (GO): DNA-binding transcription factor activity, RNA polymerase II-specific; RNA polymerase II cis-regulatory region sequence-specific DNA binding
Source: RefSeq, a predicted model, not a curated record
UACACCACCACCUUCUCUCUCUAUUCCCACCAGUGUCCAGCCUCACUACAAUCCCUACUCCUCUCCUCAAAACCUGACGCCAUCGUGCUUAGCAGCCUUUGCCGUAUCAUAUCAUACACCUUUAUAUCGACCAUUAGUGGGAGUGCCGCAAUUCCGCCGCCCAUCAACCACCACAACCACUACUUUGCGGAAUACGAAGUAGCAACAUUACCUGGAUCUACACUGCUUCAUAUACUCCCGUUAUAGAAUCAAAUUGGUCAAAAUGCACGCUCGAGACGCCACUGGCCGUCAGGUCUCCCUUCUCAACGACGAACCCGCCGUACAAUCCAUUCCUCAGCGCCCCAGUUACCAUGCAGCUAGCCAGGUCAUCUCACAACCUUUUCACCCAGCGCCGCGCAGCAACUCCUCUUCACCUCACACCCCCGAACUCCUUCGUUCAGACUCGUACGACUCCAACGCGAGCAGUGAUCCCCUUUCGCCCAUGACUCCUACCUCUUAUGAACCGAGCAGAGCCAGCGCAUUUCCUGGACAGCCCAUCUACGACGAGUACGACAUGCCCUCGAAGCGCCCUGCCUACGCGAAUAGCAGCCGUGCAAACUCAUACGAAGACGACAGCUCAGCGACAUCACCUUUGCCCGAACGCCCUGGAAAGAGAUACCCUUGCCGUUACCGUGACAGCCAUGGCUGCGAAAAGACUUUCACCACCUCUGGACACGCGUCACGUCAUUCCAAGAUCCAUACCGCUGAGAAGGCGGUGCAGUGUACAUUUCAUGGCUGCCAAAAGAAGUUCACUAGAGCCGACAACAUGAAGCAGCAUCUCGAGACUCACUACAAGGAUAAGUCCCGUUCCACUGCCUCUGCCAAGGCCACUGCUCGCUCCUCGCUGGGCGGACUCUCAUCUUCGGGUCGCCGAUCUUCAUCUUCUUCCGCCAGAGUUGCCGCCAGCACCCGUGCUCCUCGCGAUCAACCCAUGUGGGAAGGGGAGUCCCCUUACGGAUACCCUCCUGGCCAGGCACCGCUCCCGUCUCCCGCUGCCACCGGCGCAUGGGAUAUGCGUGGUCUGAACCUGCCCCUGCUCAACCGCCCCAGUGCAGUGAGGACACCCAGCAGCGGUCUGGACGCAUUGGCCAUGGCUGUUGCAUGUCAAGAGGGAAGCGCGUAAGAAAGUCUCGACAAGACUCAACACGACUCGACCGGGUCCAACUCAGCCCGUAUCUUACGCACACUUGCUACACGAAAAUCCAAUGGAGGCCAACACAGCUCAUCUCGAUCUUCCCCCGUCUGUGGGGCGCCGCGCUUAAUAUCCUUACCUUUUAUCUUGCUCCUGCGCGAGGGGCGGAUGCGAGAGGGCUUAGAGGGUCACUGUUUGAGCAUUUAUUUGACGAUACCUUCCAUGCCGGAACCGAUGCGAGUGCUUCCGUGAUUUUCUCUACUUUUCUCCUACUCAUCUGGGCCUCGGGAAUAGAAGGUCGCAACGCAUACGAAUGGCGUACCUGCACAUACACGACGUGGACUCUCGGAGGCAAAAAAAGGAAUGGCGUUUAUUUUUAUCUUUUUCGAAGGCUUGUUACCCCGGGGCGGAAAUCGUUCUUAUUCGGCGUUGUUUUUCUCGCGGUCUCGUACACAUACCCGAAUCCUCGAUUCAACCAGUUACUCGAGGGGCAGACGCAUUACUGCGAAUGUUUGUUUAUGGGGUGGGAAGGGAAACUUUGGGGAGAGAAGUCAGGAUACAUACACACGAACACUAUCCAAGGACAGAUGGAUGAAGACUUGCCUUUGCGGCAAGCAAGGGACUGAUCAGGGCGGGCGGUUCUCAUGUAACGACGUGGUCAUGCCAUAGCGGACGACUCCUCGUACAAACGUUGUUGGAUACGGUUGAAAUGACCAAGAGGUAUCCACCAAUUGUCGAAAUCACACAUAUUCCUAUUUCAGUCCGCUAUUUGGCGAACAAAAAUACAAAAAGCCACUUCUCAUCGAAUACUUUUG